AGAGAAAGAGAAGGAGAAGGAAAACACACUUGCAUGUACAUAUGCAGCUCCGCAACAGCUGACUGACUGCACACACACCGGAGCAACGUCAGACAGACAUGGGAGAGAAGUGAAGGAGGGCAGAACAAGCCAAAGAACGGAAGAAAGAAGCCUUGGAGUGACAGCCAGCUGCGACCAUGGCAGACCCUCCAACAGGCCCUCCUGAGGAUAUCAACAAAAUCAGCUUCUGGAUGCCAGGAAAUUACAUGCGGACAGUACAGAGGACACCAGAGUCGUACCAGGCUUGUAAAGACAUCAUGGCAUGCAUGAAGGACCGGGCUCAUGUGGAGCGACAGUACGCCCGUCAGCUGACCGAAUGGAGCAACAAGUGGAAAGCUAUCACUGAGACUCGGCCGCUGUACGGGUCUCUCUUGCGGGCCUGGCAGUGCUUUUUCUCGUCCACCGAGCGUCUGUCUGCCCUUCACACGUCAGUCUCCCAGUCUCUGGUUUCUGAAGACGCAGAACGCAUUCGCUCGUGGCAGAAGGAGACGUUCCCGCGGAAAAUGUUCUGCGGAUUCAGAGAGUCACAUGAUCUUGCGACGGCUUUCUCUCGCGCUCAGAAGCCCUGGGAGAAACGAUUAAAGAAGCUGGAAAAGGCUCGUGCGGCGCAUCAUAAGUCAUGUCAGAAAGAGCAGAGCGCUCAGGAAAAAGAGAAUCAAGCCAAACACAACGCUAAGCUGAGCGAGAGCAAACUGUCCAAGAUCCAGCAGGCCAGAGAGAAAGCCACACAGGAGCGCAGCAAGGCACGUGAUCGUUAUGAGAAGGUUCUAGAGGACGCCACUGGCUUCGCACCGCGAUACAUGGAGGAAAUGGAGUCUGUGUUCGACCAAUCACAGGAGGAGGAGAGGAAGAGGAUCAGCUUCCUGAAGCAGGCCUUCCUGUCCAUUCACAGACACCUCGACAUUACCAACAAUGAGAGUAUUAAAGCAGUGUACAGUGAACUGCAUCACACACUCAUGUCCAUCAGUGAGCCCGAUGAUCUCCGCUGGUGGAAGAACAACCAUGGGCCGGGCAUGCCGACAGACUGGCCCGAACUAGAGGAAUGGAACCCGCCAAUUAAAAAGCAGAAACCAGGAAAGAAACCAAAAAUACACAGAGGAACUGAGGAGAAAGCGGUCAUGAUCGGAGGAGUGCGUGUUCGAGCGCUGUACAACUACACUGGAGAGGAGCCUGAUGAACUCUCGUUCAAAGCAGGUGAAGAGUUCCUCAAGGUGGAGGAAGAGGACGAUCAGGGCUGGUGCUGGGGCGUGAAGGAGGGCGGAGUCCAGGGAUUGUAUCCAGCCAAUUACGUGCUGCCUGUCAAAUGAUGUCAUCAAUCAUAGCUGAGGCACAACAAUGUCUAUUCACAGUUAUGGAAAACAUACAGUGGCCAUCAAAAAUGAAAUAAAUGUGAAUGUCAUCGCAUUAGAAAUUGCUAAGAGCUAACUUGUUCACUUUUCUUUGACUUUUUCAACAAUAUCUAUAGUUUUAUCAUUUAAAAACAGCUUUUUUUUUUGCUUGAAACGCGUGUUCGUGUUUAAUUUCUGUGAGUUUCAUUUAAGUGUGAGUUUCAUUUUCAUCUAAUGCAAUGACAUUCAGCUGUUUUAAGUGUCCAAAUACUUUCGGUCCACCAUAUCUUUAGUAAAAACAGCUACAACCAGUGUUUCUACAGACCAAAAUAUGAAAAUAAAACAUUAAUGCUCUUUCA
Molecule: messenger RNA, 1726 nt
Organism: Sinocyclocheilus rhinocerous
Lineage: Eukaryota; Metazoa; Chordata; Actinopteri; Cypriniformes; Cyprinidae
Product: protein kinase C and casein kinase substrate in neurons protein 3-like
Exons: 10
Coding region: 177-1346 (389 amino acids)
Biological process (GO): cytoskeleton organization; plasma membrane tubulation; regulation of endocytosis
Cellular component (GO): endosome; cytoplasm; plasma membrane
Molecular function (GO): protein binding; phospholipid binding
Source: RefSeq, a predicted model, not a curated record